This is a messenger RNA of Ylistrum balloti, 492 nucleotides long. RefSeq names its product complement C1q tumor necrosis factor-related protein 5-like. Gene Ontology annotation, molecular function: protein binding. The record is from RefSeq and is a predicted model, not a curated record. Lineage: Eukaryota; Metazoa; Mollusca; Bivalvia; Pectinida; Pectinidae. The transcript is spliced from 2 exons. The coding region runs from base 1 to 492 and encodes 163 amino acids.
AUGCAUGCCGUGGAGGUAUUCACUGCUGUCAGUUUCCUUUUGCUUGGCUCUCUUGCUAACAUCCAAGCCUCGGCGCUACCUGCUGUUAGGCUCUCAGUGUCCGACAGUAUUGCUUUCACCGUCAAGGCUGGAGACGCCCACCUGAAUCCAGGAGUGUCACAUCCCAUACAAUUCCAGAAUCACAUUACGAACCAGGGAGGCUACUAUGAAAACUCUACUGGCAAGUUCCUGGCGCCAUUUAGCGGCCUGUACAUGUUCAGUGCUAGUCUUUUUAACGUUUAUGCUGGCAAGAAAUUGGACACGGACAUUGUUAAAAACGGCGUUCAUACAGUAAACGUAUAUUGUAGCGCUUGGCUAGCAGACUCCGCGUGCUCGGCCUCUGUCGUGAUAAGACUAGAGGAGGGUGACCAUGUGUGGGUGGAGGAUGUCAGUGGACAAAUGGUCCACCGUGACUCCACUUUCACUGGUGUUCUCCUCAAACGAUACGACUAA